Messenger RNA from Medicago truncatula (barrel medic), 633 nucleotides. RefSeq lists its product as uncharacterized. NCBI's taxonomy places the organism in Eukaryota, Viridiplantae, Streptophyta, Magnoliopsida, Fabales, Fabaceae. The transcript has a single exon. The coding region runs from base 1 to 633 and encodes 210 amino acids. The record is from RefSeq and is a predicted model, not a curated record. Gene Ontology annotation, molecular function: catalytic activity.
AUGGAAGCUCUCCUUGAUAUUACCAUCCUCUCUUGGAAUAUUAGAGGGGCUCACAAUAACAAUGCAAGAAGAAACCUUAAAGAUUUGAUGAGAAAACACAACCCAACCUUCAUAGCAAUUUAUGAGACUCAUGUUCCUUAUCUUAGACUAUCCACUUUCUGGGCUAACACUGAUUAUACCCCCGUUCACAUCAUAGAAGCCAAUGGCCAUUCUGGAGGAAUUUGGCUUCUAAAACACUCCGCUACAAACAUUUUAACUACUAUCACUGAUUCUAACCAUCACUCCCUAACCUUCACCAUUAACCGUGGCAAUGCUUCCUCCUUUUGCACUUGCAUCUAUGCAAGCCCUAACCCAACCCAACGCCCCACCCUUUGGACUCAUUUAAUAAAUCUCAACCACUCCAUUGAUGCGCCAUGGAUGAUCAUAGGUGAUUUCAACGAAACUCUCCUACCAAGUGAACAAAGAGGUGGCGUUUUCAACCAUAGCCGAGCUGCCUCCUUCUCAAAUUUUAUGAAUUCUUGCAAUCUCCUUGACCUCACAACCACGGGCGGAAAGUUUACUUGGCAUAGAAACAAUAAUGGCAUCCGCAUUCUCUCCAAAAAGCUUGAUAGAGGUUUGGCUAAUGUUAACUGA